UCAGGUGGCGAGCGCGCGAGGGGGCGGUGCGCGCGAUGGCUGCCUCCUGCAUCCGGGUCCCUCCUCCUUCCGUGCUGCGCGAGGGAAGUUGUCAGGAGAGCUCGGCCGGGCGGGGAGGAGCAGAAGGAGCCCUGAGGAGAAUACAAAGCCCGGGUUUCUCUGCUUUCCUAGAGAGGAGGCCCCGAAGUAGUCUCGAAGAAGGUCUUAUAACUGACAAAAAAUGGAAGAAGAAGUAAGUCAGAUGGAGCCCUGUGACGAAAACCAGGUGCCAAAUUCUGAAGGUGGAUAUGUGUGGCAGGUUACUGACAUGAAUCGAUUGCGCCGUUUCUUGUGUUUUGGUUCUGAAGGAGGCACUUACUACAUCAAGGAACAAAAAUUGGGCUUUGAAAAUGCUGAGGCUUUACAGAGACUUAUUGAAGAUGGCAAAGGGUGUGAAGUGGUGCAAGAAAUAAAGACGUUCAGUCAAGAAGGCAGGGCAGCAAAACAGGAGCCUAUCUUACUGGCACUUGCUAUUUGCUCACAGUGCUCUGAUACAAAAACAAAACAAGCAGCUUACAAGGCUGUCUCUGAUGUCUGUCGCAUCCCAACCCAUCUCUUCACUUUCAUCCAGUUUAAAAAGGAUCUGAAGGAGGGCAUGAAGUGUGGCAUGUGGGGUCGCGCCCUAAGAAAAGCUGUUGCUGAUUGGUAUAAUGAAAAGAAUGACAUGGCUAUUGCCUUAGCAGUGACAAAAUACAAGAAAAGAAAUGGCUGGUGUCAUAAAGAUCUUCUUCGAUUGUCUCAUCUAAAACCAGCAAACGAAGGCCUUGCCAUAGUCACUAAGUAUGUCAUGAAAGGGUGGAAGGAGGUCCAAGAAGCUUAUAAAGAUGACAAGUAUUCUGCUGAAACUGAAAAACUGCUGAAGUAUUUGGAGGCAGUGGAGAGGGUGAAACAUACAAAGGAUGAAUUGGAAGUGAUUCAUUUGAUAGAAGAAUUUAGUCUAGUUAGGGAACACCUCCUGACAAGUCAUUUGAAAUCUAAAGAGGUAUGGAAAGCAUUGCUACAGGAGAUGCCCUUAACAGCAAUGCUGAGGAAUCUAGGGAAGAUGACAGCAAAUUCUGUUCUUGAACCAGGAAGCCCAGAAGUAACAAUAGUUUGUGAAAGAUUAAGAAAUGAAAAACUUCUUAAAAAGGCUCGGAUACAUCCAUUCCAUAUUUUGGUUGCUCUAGAAACAUAUAAAGGGGAACGUGGCUAUCGGGGGAAACUUCGUUGGCAACCUGACAAGGAUAUUUUGGAAGCUCUUGAUGCCUCAUUUUACAAGACCUUUAAGACAGUAGAGCCAACUGAGAAGCGUUUUUUGCUUGCAGUUGAUGUCAGCGCUUCUAUGUCCCAGAAGGUUUCGGGCAGUGUACUGAAUGCUAGCACCGUUGCUGCAGCAAUGUGUAUGCUUGUUGCACGCACUGAAAAAAAUUCACACAUUGUUGCCUUUUCCCAUGAAAUGGUCCCUUGUCCGGUGGCUGAAGAUAUGACUUUAUCUCAAGUGUUACAGAAAAUGUGUGAGAUCCCAAUGGGUGCCACGGAUUGUUCUCUCCCAAUGCUAUGGGCUCAAAAGGCAGGUGUGGCUGCUGAUGUAUUUAUUGUGUUUACGGAUAAUGAGACCUUUGCUGGAGAGAUUCACCCUGCCACAGCUUUGAGGCAGUACCGGGAGAAAAUGGGUAUUCCAUCCAAACUGAUAGUUUGUGGAAUGACAUCCAAUGGCUUCUCCAUUGCAGACCCAGAUGAUAGAGGCAUGUUAGAUAUUUGCGGUUUUGACGCAGCAGCACCAGAUGUCAUUCGAAACUUCAUUUUGGAUUUGAUUUAAUUCUGUGAACAUAUGCUUUCCUGGCGUUACCAGCUGAAGACUGAUCUGGGACCUACCAAUUGAAUUGACUGAUUGUAUUAACUCAUGGCUGAGUUUUAAUGCAUCAAUUAGAAUGUUUAACAUUUUAAAGGUGGGCAGAGGCAAAAUCACUUCUGGGGAGACUGUUUAAAUCUGUUGCACACUGUUAAAAAUAACAAUGGAAUGCCUUUUAGAAAUAGCUGUGGAAAACAGUGUAUGCUUCUAAUUUUUUUAUAAUAGCUUAUCCUUAACAAGGUAUUCUAUUGCUGUAGAAUUUAUUUUCCAGAAUAAUUUUACUCUUUUACUCCCUGUUUGGGAAGUUAUUUCAAUGUUUUACAUUGUGUUGGGUUGAUAAAAGAGAGGCCCAGUCUGUACUUCAGGUUACCUCACUUCUAUCAAUGCGCAUUGGCUCGCAUUGCUUAUAGCACAUUUGUGUUUGGCAAAUUGCUGCUUUCAGUGCUCCUUUUGUUAGUAAGGAAUUCUGUAUAUCCAGAUACUGACUUAUUUUGGGACAACUGGUUUGUUCUAAGGGGUUUGUGGGUAUGGCUGUUUUUUGGUCUCCUCAACCCUUUUUGUUUUCAAGCAAGUCUUGCUAGAUUUGCACAAUUUUGUCAUCAUGGUUUAGGUUCUCACUGAUUUAGGAAUAUGUUGCAAGACUCACUAAAAGAGAAAGGUGAGAAAAUUAGGUUUAAAUUCCUUUUCAUCUAAUAGAAAGGGAACAAAGAAGGGAACAUGCAUAUUUAUAGUGACAUAAGAAAUAGAAUUAGAUUCUAACAUUAUUUAUGUAUUACUUGUGUGUUCUGUAGUCUCAUAAUGAAGCAGAACUGGUGCCAUGCUUCUAGUCCUUCCCUCUGUCUACCUGUUGAAUGAGAAUAGUUGCAAGAGAGCUGCCUUGCUGUGUGUGAGCAACUAUGUACAUUUAGGUAAUACGCAGUUCUGCACAUCCUAAUUGUGUGGAGUUCCUACAUGUGAACAAGAGUGAAUGCAUAGGCUUUUAUUCCUAGAUUCUGCUUAACACAUAAAAGUCAAAAUCUGGAAUUAGCUGAGGAAUGUGAAAUUUGGACCAAACCUAGAAGUGCUGCCUCCUUCUGUUUCACCACAGGAUUAACCCUACAUAUGUGGGUAACAUAUGAGGAAGGGUUGUGAAACAACUCUAUGUGUAAUGUAGCUGAACCAAUAAAAUUCUCAGAUGUUUUGUGUGCAGCUGAGGCCAGUGAGAAACAUGUUACUAGAUUAAGUUAUCAGUAAAACAGUAGUGCAGAAAAAAACCUAAAAACCAACCCUUGUGUUUUUCAUCUCUACUGUACUAUAACAAAGUACUUAUAAGAAUGUGUUAGACCAUGUGACUGUGAUAGGAGUACAAAAGUUACAUAUUUUAAAAGGGAGAAACUAUCGUAAAAUUGUACUGUUAGAUUGUGUCCAUAGAUUGUGUGAGAGAGGCAUUUUGUGCAACUGAUGUUACUCUUCUCCCUGCUCUCCUCUGCAUUCUUUCAGUGAGUUUUUUCACCCCCAUAAAGUCAAGCAGAGAACCUUUGCUCCAGAGUGGCUCAGAUAGUAUAACUUCCUUUUUCUGUUUCAAGUGAUAAUCCCUUUGGAAUAUACCAGCCAGCCCUUUUUUGUUUCGAGGUGCAAGUAGAAGGAAAGAAAAAAAUAAGCUGAAAUAGUUGCCUUCUGCUUAAUAACCAAUGAUAGAACUUAAUCUUAUUAGGCUUUUUGGAGUCGAAUGUGGAUGUUCUCUAUCACAACCUACUGUGAAAGAGAUGGGAGAUACACAAGGAGUUUUAAUUAUUGCUCAAACCUAGCUUCCUUCAUUGAGGCUGUUUAGAAGUACGUCUACAUGUCGAACUCUUUGUCUUUACAGAGUCCUUGAAUUAAUAGUCCAAUAGUUAGAGCAAAACUAAUAAAUUGUAUUGGGGUCCUCAAAUGUAAUACAUAUAAUAUAAAGACACUUUCUAAUGGUUUUAUCAUUUAGCUUGACGAGAUUCUUUUUAGUGCAGCUGGGGAAAUACUUCUCCGUUCAAGCAGUGAUAUUAUCUGAAAAUCAAGCAUAAUUGUAACCAGGUAAUUAUACAGUACAGCCAAUAACCUUAUACAUUUUAUAGCCAAGUACUUAUAUAGGACUGAACUGGGUAAUUAUAUGCUUUAUACAGUAGCUUCUACGAUUGUAGCAACUGUCAGCUUAUUUCAGUCAAACAUGUUUGUAGUCUGUGUAAGAGAUGUCUCCUGUAGGGGCUUACAUUUUUGCACCACUGUAGAACAUUUUUAGGGUCUCUUCCCCCCCCCCCCCCCAAGUGCUUAAAAUUGCCUGGGGAAAUUGUCUUAACACCAUUUUAUUAUAGUACCUAAAGAAAUAACACAAAUCCGCUAGAAUGUGCAGUUGUUGCAAAAUGUGCAUCAUAGAAUCUGAUGCUAUUUAUGUAGUGAAGUGUGCUUAAUAUAGUUGAUGGGUUAGAGGAGUAUUUGAUUAAAUUGUGGGCGCUUCCAGACAGGGCUUAAACCCAUGCCGAAGCAGGAUUAAGAAACUCACUUGGGCAUGGGUUUUAACUCCCCACGUUCCCACAAAAAACUGGGGUUUCCUGGUGGGGUGUCCCCAUGCCAUCCUGAUAAUUUCCGGGAUGGCAUGGGGCCACCCCCCCCCCCCCCAAAAUAAGCCUCAUAAGUAAAAAACAAAACAAAAACUUACCGGGCUGAUAUUACAUUUAAUGCUUGGGGGUGGGGAGGGGAUGCCCUUUCAGUUCUCCGAGAGGGUUUUGGGGACUGACCCUCAGGACUACCUGGAAGUCAGUCCACACAGGCCCCAUUCACCAUUAGACCUGGGCCUUUUAGAAAGGCCCAGGUCUAAUGGGGUAUUUUAUUCGGAACAAAGCAGAGUUUACCUGCUUUGUCCCAAGUUAAUUCAGUUUUGCCGGAGGCAUUGUUUGGACACCUCCGGUAAAAGCUCCACAGGCCCUAGUUUUGGGGCCUGUAUGGAAGGACCCUGAGAUGGAAAGGGUGUCCAAUUAAUUGAAAAACACCUUUAAUUAUGAUGAUGAUGAUAACAUGGUUUGGCAUCUAAAUGGAUCUCCAUUGCUAACAGAAAAUUUCUACAAGUGAAUGGGUAGCAUCUUGCCAAUGCACCUCAAGGUUUGGAGAGAUGUGUGGUAAGAGAAGACAGUAAGGGAAAAAUUGGUUGCACCAUUAAAAAUAUAAGUAACAGCAAUAUUGGAUAUACCAAUACUGUAUAAGCUCUUGAAACUACAAGGGUAAUAUCUUAAGAAUAAUGUUUGAAAUUUCAUACCGUUAAAGUAAGUGGGAUUCAGUUCUGUAAGCCCUGAGAGUGUAGAUACUUUUAGGCUCUCAACAGAAGUCACGAGUUAUCAAAAGCAGCUCUCUUGCAAUCAUGCCAUUUGAAAAACUUGUGGACGCAUCAAUCUCUGUGUGUAAAAUGAUUUCCACUAAAGUAUCUGAAAAUGUUUCUGGAGUGUUGAACUGCUUCUCCAGCAUCUUGAAUUAUAUUUGUUCUAAAUUUGCUCUCUUGUAUAAUUUCUAAGAGAGCUCUUCAGGCAUUUCCUACGUAAUUGUACAAAAUAAACAAUUUUGGUUCUUA
Molecule: messenger RNA, 5441 nt
Organism: Anolis carolinensis (green anole)
Lineage: Eukaryota; Metazoa; Chordata; Lepidosauria; Squamata; Anolidae
Gene: ro60
Product: Ro60, Y RNA binding protein
Exons: 9
Coding region: 221-1837 (538 amino acids)
Cellular component (GO): ribonucleoprotein complex
Molecular function (GO): RNA binding
Source: RefSeq, a predicted model, not a curated record